Nymphaea colorata (pocket water lily) is the source of this 1039-nucleotide messenger RNA. Its product is annotated as transmembrane emp24 domain-containing protein p24delta9-like. Lineage: Eukaryota; Viridiplantae; Streptophyta; Magnoliopsida; Nymphaeales; Nymphaeaceae. Gene Ontology annotation, biological process: endoplasmic reticulum to Golgi vesicle-mediated transport; Golgi organization; intracellular protein transport. Gene Ontology annotation, cellular component: endoplasmic reticulum-Golgi intermediate compartment; Golgi apparatus; COPII-coated ER to Golgi transport vesicle. The transcript has 4 exons. The record is from RefSeq and is a predicted model, not a curated record. The coding region runs from base 206 to 865 and encodes 219 amino acids.
GCAGCUCAUUGACCUCAUUCGAUAAAUAAAAGGUGGUUUCUCAGCUAUCACGUCGGGGUUUUCAGCUCAUUGACCUCGUUCGGAUUCGCCUGAUUUCUUCGGGGAUCGCAUCACUUCUUUCUUUCCCUUCCCUUCUUGCCAUUACCCCUCCUGCCGCGUGAUCUUGGUCAGAAGCCUCGUUUGCUGUUGUCCUGUGAAGAGGACGAUGGGGCCUUCUGUCUUGUGCCCCUCUCUUGUCUUUCUAUUCUGGGCGUUGGUGAUGGUUUUUCUAGGGAUUCCGUCCGUCCAAUCUCUCCGCUUCGAUCUUCCGUCGGGGCACACUAAGUGCAUAGCGGAGGACAUCAAGAUCAAUGCCAUGACUGUCGGCCAAUACAACGUCGUUAAGAAUGAGGAAGGAGCAUCUCUCCCGGACCACCAGAAGCUCACCGUCAGGGUUACCUCUCCUUAUGGUAAUAGCGUUCACUUCUCCGAUCUAGUGGAAUCCGGCAAUUUCGCGUUUACUUCGACGGAGGCAGGGGACUACAUGGCUUGCUUCUGGGUCGCGGAUCAUAAGCCACCGACAACCGUAACAGUUGAGUUUGUUUGGAAGACAGGGGUCGCUGCCAAGGAUUGGCCCAGUGUCGCCAAGAAAGGGCAAAUCGAUGUUAUGGAGAUGGAAUUGAAAAAGUUGGAAGAGACUGUCCAAUCGAUCCAUGAAGAGAUGUUCUAUUUGAGAACAAGAGAGGAGGAGAUGCAGGAGCUUAACAGAAACACAAACUCAAAAAUGGCCUCAUUGAGCUUCCUCUCUCUCAUCAUCUGCUUGGCAGUGGCGGGUCUGCAGCUAUGGCAUUUGAAAACCUUCUUUGAGAGAAAGAAGCUGCUUUAGUUUUGCAGGGGUUUGCCUCCAGCUCGUGUUGUAAUGCUGCUGCGCUGUAUAACUUAUUGGAAUUUUUUUUUUGGUCCAUUCUCACUUGCCAUUAUGUAUGCUAUUGCUUUGCAUAGAAAAAAUUUUACACAUUAAACUAUUUUGCGGGAUAUUAAUGAAACUUCUUACUAGAAA